Molecule: messenger RNA, 2105 nt
Organism: Schizosaccharomyces octosporus yFS286
Lineage: Eukaryota; Fungi; Ascomycota; Schizosaccharomycetes; Schizosaccharomycetales; Schizosaccharomycetaceae
Product: processing peptidase complex beta subunit Qcr1
Exons: 1
Coding region: 147-1532 (461 amino acids)
Biological process (GO): proteolysis
Cellular component (GO): mitochondrion
Molecular function (GO): metalloendopeptidase activity; metal ion binding
Source: RefSeq, a predicted model, not a curated record
GUUCUAACAAACUUCAUUGGUAAGAACAUUAGCUGGAUAUUGUGUGGACGGCUCCGAAACGUCGUUACUUGUACUUAACCUUUCCCAUCCACAUUGAAAACCACCCACCCCUUUCGUUUGGAUUUGUUUGAACAUUAUCAUUUAGGAUGCUGAGGCUUUCGAAUUUGCCAAAGCUUGCCCCCAAGCUUGCACGUCGGUUUGCAACUUCUGCUUUACCAAAAACGGAAACUACAACCUUGAAAAAUGGAUUAACCAUUGCUACUGAACAUCAUCCUUAUGCUCAAACAGCCACCGUUCUCGUUGGUGUUGAUGCUGGAUCAAGAGCCGAGAGUGAAAAGAACAACGGUGCUGCUCAUUUCCUUGAGCAUUUGGCUUUCAAGGGCACCAAAAACCGCUCCCAACGUGCUCUUGAGCUGGAGUUUGAGAAUACCGGUGCUCAUUUAAACGCUUAUACUUCUCGUGAACAGACCGUUUACUAUGCCCAUGCUUUUAAAGAAGCUGUUCCCAAGACCGUCGCUGUGUUAGCUGACAUCUUGACCAAUUCUAGCAUUUCCUCUGCCGCCGUUGAACGUGAGCGUCAAGUCAUUUUACGCGAACAAGAGGAAGUCGACAAGAUGGCAGACGAAGUUGUCUUCGAUCAUUUGCACGCUACUGCCUAUCAAGGACAAGCUUUGGGUCGUACCAUUUUAGGACCCAAGAAAAACAUUGAAUCUUUGACCCGUGAUGAUCUUCUUACCUACAUUAAGGACAACUACCGUAGUGAUCGUAUGAUCCUUGCUGCCGCUGGCUCUAUCUCCCACGAAGAACUUGUCAAGCUUGCCGAAAAGUACUUUGGUCACUUGGAGCCUUCUACUGAACAACUUUCUCUUGGUGCUCCUCGCGGCCCUCAACCCCGCUUUGUUGGCUCUGAGGUCCGUAUUCGUGAUGAUUACUCUCCUACUGCCAACAUUGCAAUUGCUGUUGAAGGUAUGAGCUGGAAGCAUCCCGACUACUUUGUUGGUUUGGUUAUGCAAGCUAUCAUUGGUAACUGGGACCGUGCUAUGGGUGCUUCUCCCCACAUGGCUUCCCGUUUGAGCUCUGUUGUCCAACAAGACCAAUUAGCCAACAGCUUCAUGAGUUUCAGCACCAGUUACAGUGACACUGGUUUAUGGGGUAUCUACUUGGUAACUGAAAACCUUGGACGUAUUGACGACUUGGUCCACUUUACCCUCCAAAACUGGGCUCGUCUUACUGUUGCCACUCGUGCUGAGGUUGAACUUGCCAAGGCUCAACUCCGCGCUUCUCUUCUUCUUUCUUUGGAUUCCACCACCGCCAUCGCUGAAGACAUUGGUCGCCAGUUGCUUACCACCGGCCGCCGUAUGAGCCCUCAAGAAGUUGACAUGCGUAUCGAGCAGAUUACUGAGCAUGAUGUUGCCCGUGUUGCCAAUGAAAUGAUUUGGGAUAAGGAUGUUGCCAUUUCUGCUGUUGGUGCUAUUGAAGGCCUUUUGGAUUACAACCGUGUUCGUAGCAGUAUCUCUAUGAACCGUUGGUAAGCGGAUCUUUUUGAACCAUUUACCAAGUAUUCCCUUUUUGUCUUUCUCCUUGAUUCUUUUCGGUAUAUUUUCCUAUGCUUCACCGUCCUUACGAUUUGUACGCCCCCUGCUUUCUUUUUAAGUUCAAGUCCUCCCUUUACUUCUCCUUUCGUCAGACGAUUCUACAACUUGUCUUUUCAGACGCGGUUAUUCCAUCAGAAUUGUUUUCGAAAACGAAAAGUUUCAUCUUGAAUAUGAGUUUCUUGGCAAGCUUAUCUUUUUGAUGAUUAGAUCAUGAGCUAAGUUGUUGUCACAGUUGACUUUUCUUGCUGCAAAUUCCUUCGAAGCCCAUUACAACGACAGAUUGCUUUCAAGUCUUACAAUCAAUUCCUUUUACUCUUUUCGAGCUUCCGGUAUCUCCUUUCUACAUAAUCUCCCUUCUCCUAUAACAGAAAAUAUCAUUAUUUCUAAAACACGGUUCCGUGUACUGAUUAUCUUCGCGUAGCAAUAGUGUAAUAAAAUACAAAGUAACCGUACUGGUAUCCCAUUGCAUGGUUGAAGAAUCGUCGUAUUAUUGUUACAUUACAAGCCAUG